This is a messenger RNA of Prorocentrum cordatum, 1502 nucleotides long. NCBI's taxonomy places the organism in Eukaryota, Dinophyceae, Prorocentrales, Prorocentraceae. The record is from the annotation of a GenBank genome assembly.
CUCUUCCUCCUCCUCCUCCUCCUCCUCCUCCUCGCGCCGGUCCAAUGAGCCCCUGACCCGUCCAAGAUGCCGCUUGAUCUUCGGGCUCGCUUGCUUCGUCAAGUUGGCCGUGGUCUGGCGCUGCCUUGGCCUGCCGGCGCACUGAGGGCUGUGAGCCUCCACAGCCUGGAGGGCAUGAACCUCAGUUUGACUUUAGUUCGGUGCCUUCUUCCAGUGCGUUGCCACCGCUCUCUCCGCUGUCGUCUCCGAUCCGCCGUCUUUGUGAACUUGGCACUUCGCGGGUGAUAUCUCCUACUGAAGUGGAUAUCGAAGUCAUGGCUGAGUUGGCGAUUGCGAGUUCCUCUGGGCCGCCGGCUUCAGUGAUGCACGAGGACGACGCUAUGUCAGACGAGCAGCUUGACUACGUCUUCAAGUCGGCUCCCCCUGGUGGACUGACACCCACUGCUUGGAAUGCUGCUUCGUCUUGGCCUGCGGGACGCUCAACUGACCCAGCACCUCCCCAGCCUCGCGCGCAAAUCGACUGGGAGGUUCUAGAUGUCGCUCAUUGAGGCUCUCUUGAGUGUAGCGCGGAGAUCGGGCGGCACACCUGACGGCAGACCAUCUAUCCUUGCGGAGGACGCAGCUUUUCCUGAUGCUAUUCUUUACGAUGAUGUACCGGUCCCUGGUGGAUUGGCCACCGACGCUGAACAGCCGCCUCGAUCACAUGAAGAUCAAACUGCCCAAGGCGAACCUGUGCUGGAAAACACGGGCCGCUACCCUGCACAGGGCGUUGCUGAACCGUUCCCUUGACUCGAUGAUCCAAUCGACGAAACGGAGACAGAUGAGCGAGCGCACAACGAAGAUGAUCCCCAGUUUGAUGGAUAUGAUGUCGUGUCCAGUGGAGAUCUCGCUGACCUUCUUGCUCAUUCACCUGGAGGUGCUGUGGCUCCGGAUUCCCCUACCGUUGUGGGCGGCCCCAAUGACGUCGCCAAUCUCUUCUGUGAUGGUCAGAUGGGUGCUCAUGAGCCUGUCCAUGCUGGUCAGGCGGAUUUGCCGCCUUCGCCACCUUUCUUCGAACUCGUCGGGGAUGGCGCUGGCUAGCUCGCAGCAGGUCGACCCACUCAACCAAUGCAUGAUGAUGGCCAUGUCGGACGAGGAUGAUGCGACGUCCCCCCUGGAUCCGAUGGACAUGCAUGCUAAGUCGUUUGAGCAGGUCGGCGCGUCGAUCACCGAAUUUUGUCUGCAGCGGCUGCGGAUGAGGAGGCGCAGGACUCGUUCGCAGAGGUGCUCGCGAGCGCCCAGGCUCGUCCACCUGGCCCACGUGUUCGUCUCGGGCAUGGGCGAGUUCAUCCCCUACCCCCGACGGCCUGGCCGCAGCGAUAGGCACCGUCCCCGCGGGCGUCGGCCUCUCGUCGACGACUCUGGCGAUGCGCAGGUCGAGAACGGUCUGCUCUUGACGGGCCCCGCCGCGCGCGGCGCCUAGAGAGGCGUAUGGCGGACUCUCCUCGGGGCGCGGGCUCCUC